AUGACGUCCAUUGCAGACCUCUUACUAAAAGCUCGUGAGCUACACUCAGUUUUGGGCCCAGUGUCCUCUACAAGGCAGUUUUCUGUUCCACCACCACCCCCACGCCAAAACCUCCGCUGCUUUAACUGUUCAGCCCCUGGUGUCACAGCUAGAAACUGCCAGAACUGUGCAGAAAGACAACAUUACAGGGAGAAAGCUCAGGAGCAUCUUGACACUGGUUUAGCAGAUAGAGCCACAGAAGCAGUUGAAAGGAGCGUGAAACAAGAUUCAGGGUCCUGCCCCCGUAAUUACCAAAGAAACAAUCUUAAUCAGACGAACCAGGCUAGCACAGCUGACAAACAUCCCCCUGACAUCCCACCCACAGUCAAGCUAAUGCAGCGCAGUCAGAAGAAACCAGUUACCUGUGACGUGAGCAUCAACAAUGUUCAUGUGGUGGCGGUUGUGGACACAGGAGCCUCCUUGUCAGCUCUUCGCUCCUCCACUCUUGUUGACUGUGAUAUUAGAGGUGAUUAUGUGAUGCCGUAUAGCUUCAGUGACAUUGAACUUGCAGACUCAACAAGCUGUACCCCAACAGGCAUUGUCUCGCUGUCAUUUCAGCUGCUGGGGCAGACCUUUACUCAUCCAUUUGCUGUGGUCCCUAACCUUUCCUGCCCACUUCUGCUUGCUACUGACUUCAUGAUUCCUGCUGAUGUUCAUGUUCACCCAGCCACAAAUGGAGUGUGGUUGGGAGGAAAAUUGUCACCAACCCCUGAUCUUUGCUGUGGUGAUCAAAAGGAACUGGAGGGUCAAAUCACGUGCAUGUGGGUAAAAGACUCUAUAGUUGACUUUCAAGGCAAGCUGCAGAGGCACAACAAGACACUGACAGAGCAAAAUGCCCAGCGGCCCAGGAGAUAUGAAAAUCAGCAGAGGGAGAGGGACUUUCUGCUGAAGGAUGCCACAGAGUCCAGCCACAAGUGUGAGAUGAUGAAGGAGCAGGAAACACAGCUCAAACAACAGCUCUCAAUGUACGUGGACAAGUUUGAGGAGUUUCAGAGCACCCUGGCAAAGAGCUAUGAGGUCUUCACCACUUUCAGAUGGGAGAUGGGGAAAAUGACCAAGAAGAUUAAGAGGCUGGAGAGGAAAACAACGCAGUGGAGGACAAAAUGGGAGAACAACAACCAGGCUUUGCUGCAGAUGGCUGAGGAGAAGUCUCUGCGCGAUAGCCACUUCAAGGCUAUGCAGGGAAAGCUGGAGCUGCUGGAGCGGCUGUGCCUAACGCUGCGGAUGGAGAGGAAUGACCUCAAUAGCCGCCUCAGCCUCCUACAGGAACAAGGAGACAAAGGGACCAUGGCAGCCUCUGAGCCAGGAGGGUCUGUGGAAUUGGAGAAGUACAGGUUCGACUUCCUGUUCAGUGACCCUUAUCAGUCCCCUGAGGGUUCGAUGGCAAUGCCUUUUGGACAUUCACACUCAGUACCUCACUCUCAUACCCCACGUUACUUUCUUCGCCCUAGACACAAGCCUCAAGUAGCUCUGGGUUAGUAGGUCUAUAGUUGGACCUACCUUUUAGGCCACAGGGUCUAGUUUUUCUGUUUUUUUCCAACAAAGCUCUAAGUUUUCAUUGGGGUUUAGGAUGAUUUAUCUGGGUGUUCUAAAUCCUGAUAUUUAUGUGUUAACCUCAUUGUUUGCUCACAGUUUCUUUGUGAUGUUCAUUUGUUACACAAGUUCUCUAUGAGAAGAAAAAACUGAAAACUGUCUAUGCAGAGUAAUCUGCAGGAUGUGAUGCAUUUGAUGUACAUGUCAUUUUCUUGUUUA
Molecule: messenger RNA, 1791 nt
Organism: Cheilinus undulatus (humphead wrasse)
Lineage: Eukaryota; Metazoa; Chordata; Actinopteri; Labriformes; Labridae
Exons: 1
Coding region: 1-1518 (505 amino acids)
Biological process (GO): proteolysis; regulation of cell cycle
Molecular function (GO): aspartic-type endopeptidase activity; syntaxin binding
Source: RefSeq, a predicted model, not a curated record